AUGGCAGAAGCUCGAGGAGCUGCUUUAAUCUCCGCAGGACUUCAGAACCUCACUGCAAACCCACUCAAGAUCCAACCCGUUGAGAUCAGCUAUUGGGUCCCACAACCUGCGCUUCUCGAUUAUUCCAAGAAGCAUUCGCUUCUGCUCGAGGCGUAUUCACCUUUGGGCGGCGAUGGCAAAGUCGGAGACACGCUGCGCCUGCCUGUUGUGACCAAGAUCGCCUCCCAGCUUGGAAUGACGCCUGCUCAGGUCAUCGUCUCGUGGAGCAUCCAGCGCGGCACAGUCGUGUUGCCGAAGAGUGUUACACCGAGUCGGAUCGUGGAAAAUCUUCAAGGUAAGUUAGGCUAG
This is a messenger RNA of Mycena indigotica, 348 nucleotides long. RefSeq names its product Aldo/keto reductase. NCBI's taxonomy places the organism in Eukaryota, Fungi, Basidiomycota, Agaricomycetes, Agaricales, Mycenaceae. Bases 1 to 348 code for a protein of 115 amino acids. Gene Ontology annotation, molecular function: oxidoreductase activity. The transcript is spliced from 5 exons. The record is from RefSeq and is a predicted model, not a curated record.